Messenger RNA from Lethenteron reissneri (Far Eastern brook lamprey), 4799 nucleotides. Its product is annotated as protein lifeguard 2-like. NCBI's taxonomy places the organism in Eukaryota, Metazoa, Chordata, Hyperoartia, Petromyzontiformes, Petromyzontidae. Gene Ontology annotation, biological process: negative regulation of apoptotic signaling pathway. The record is from RefSeq and is a predicted model, not a curated record. Gene Ontology annotation, cellular component: Golgi apparatus; membrane; endoplasmic reticulum.
CUGAUGCGAGAGACGCAGCAGCAUCAUCAUCAGCAGCAGCAGCAUCAUCAUCAGCAGCAUCAGCAUCAGCAGCAGGCGGCGCGUCACUGCAAGAUGGCUGCUGAGGGAAACCGCCGCUAGCCACGCGAAGCUGCAGCGCUCGCGAUAAACAAACACAUCGUGUACAUUAAAAACAACAAGGGGUGGAAGCUUCUGCGGCGUCGUCUUUCGUUCAUUCGUCGUGGUUUUACUGCUAAUUUGUGUGGGUUUUUUUUGGCCACUCGAGCGGUCCGUUUUCUUGCGGUGGAAACGUGAAUCAGAAUGACUAAGGGAGUGCUGGCUCAGAACAACAAAGUCCAGGACGUCUUCCUACAGCCACAACAACAGCAGCAGGAGGUUGUUGCAAUGGCAAUGCCCUCGGCACCACCCAGCUACGCCGAGGCCACGUCUGGCAAGGAAGGUGGCGCGUAUCCACCGGCCGUGAUGCCUCCUCCUCCACCCCAGCUCGGUUGGGCCUACACCACCAACAACACCACCACCAACACCACCACCAACACCACCACCAACAACACCACCACCAACAACACCGCCGGCCCCGCUCCAAGCUAUGGACAGGCCUACACAAGCCCCUCGUACACCCCGUACACGGACACGAGCAGCAACAUCGGUGACAGCUUUUCCUCUAACACAUGGGAGGACAAAAACCUGCGACGGGUCUUCAUUAGAAAGGUGUAUGCAAUCCUCAUGCUGCAGCUGCUGGUGACGUUUGGGAUUGUAGCCAUUUUCACGCUUUGUGAACCAGUGGGCUAUUACGUGAAGAGGAAUCCUAUUUUGUACUGGUCGUCAUAUGCGGUGUUCCUGGUUACCUACUUGGUGUUGGCAUGCUGCAAGGAGCCUCGUCGCCGUUUCCCAUUGAACAUCAUUCUCCUGUCUAUCUUUACAUUGGCUAUGUCAUAUAUGACAGGAACGCUAGCAAGCUUCUAUAGCACACGGUCGGUGAUGCUGUGCUUUGGAAUUACUGCCCUCGUCUGCUUCUCAGUGACUAUCUUUUGCUUCCAAACAAAGUUUGACUUCACAACCUGCCAUGGGCUGUUGUUUGUGCUGCUGAUGGCACUUGUUCUCACUGGACUGGUGGCUGCGAUUGCUGUGCCUUUUGGAUAUAUGCCUUGGCUGCAUGUGCUUUAUGGAGGCCUCGGAGCGGUUGUCUUCACACUGUUCUUGGCGUAUGAUACGCAGCUGCUGAUUGGAAACCGCCGUUACGCCAUCAGCCCGGAGGAGCACAUCUUUGCCUCCCUUAACCUCUACAUGGACCUUGUCUACAUAUUCAUGUUCCUCCUGCAGAUCUUUGGCAGUCGCGAGUAGGGAUGAUUGUGUGCCAGCCUGCUCAGAGAGCCAUCCCACAUGCUCUUCAAUGAUUGGUCAGGACCUAGGUACACUCCGUAGUAAACGACCUCUAAUUGUCAAAUUUCUUCGUGUAGAAUACUUUACGUUAGGUUACUCCUCCGGUGGAGUUCUGUGACAUUUGUUUUGCAGAUGGAUAAUUUACGUAAUUUUUGCGCAGUGCCUGAGCAUUGAAAACACCUACAUGCCCUUGAUAUUGUUCAGGAUUAUAAAUUUUAAACGUGCAGUAAUAAUACGAAUCAACAUCUGUCAGAAAUGUAUGCUUAAGAAUCGUGCGUUCCUUGACUAAGACAAGAGAAAAGAUUUUGAGUUGAAAGUAUUCGUUAAUAAAUAAUGAUUCCUAUAAAUAUAAAAAAUAACUAAAAUAUUAGGCCUACAGAAUGUUUUAAAUGUAUUCUAUUUAGUAUAGGUUGUGAAAAGUGUUUCAGAUGAGCUUCAUAAUAGUAUUUCACUCAAUAGUCAUUGCUCAUUCAGUGGUUCCCUUCGGUGUUAAACUAUGUUUCUGCUCUGCUUUUUAAAUGAUGUUAAUGACAUGAUGCUUAAAGCAUAAUUUCCCACUUAAGUUAUUUUUAUUUUUGUGCAUAUAUAUUUCACUCCUUUAAAUAAAUGUUGCAUGGGGGUGUAAGUCCUGUAGUGUAUAUUGUACAUUGUGGGUGGUGGUCAUUUAUAUUUAAACGGUCCUAUAAGUGAUACCAACGUAUGCCAAACUCAAUGAAAUAAUUAAACUUCCAUGCAAAAUUAACUACUAAUGUAUUGUCUAAUGGUUAGCACCAAAAAUAUGAAGUAUUGUACGUGCAAAAACGAUAACGUUUCUCGAUAUUCACAGUGAUGAGAGCUUUUGGCUUCAGCCGAUAAAUAUUUUUGAACAUUAAUGUUAAAGGCUUUGUAUACCACUUGGACAUUGGUUGCUUCCAAUUGUCAACUAUCGUGAUAAACCAUUCGGUGAAGUAGCAAAAUUUCUUAAAAUGCGUUUUUUUCAAGGAUACAACACCGUGUUCUCUGAAUUAUAAGACGCACUUUUGUUGUAUUUUAAAGCAAAAUGUAGGUGUGCGUCUUAAUAAUCUGGGAGGUGUGUGUGACCAUCUUUGUAUUUAUUAAUAUCAGGCACAUGUUUGCGGUGUCUUAACUUACCAGAGCGUCUUAUAAUCCAGAAAAAACAUUGUGAUUCUUUAAAGCCAUUGUUAAAAGUAUCACUUAUUGUAUCUAUCUUAGAACUGUAAUUAUACCGUUGUAUAAGUAACAAGUGUGUAGUGUAGAUAUGUAAAGGAGAUGGGAGGGAACCAUAAAACGUCACAUUUUUAUCGAAUAUUUCUUUUAAUUUGGAGUAAAGUUUGUAGAUUGUGGAGAUAUUUUAAAACCUAAAGAAAUUAAAUAGGCUAUCUUUAUUUAACCAUCACUUUUAUAAUCGACAGUUGAGUUUGAUUCCUGGCCAUGGCUAAAAUCGGUGGGAAUUGAUAUCUGAAACAGUCUUCGGCUCGUUUAACCAAACCACAAUGACUAGCGUGGUUAAUUAUGGUCAAACCCCAAUAGUUGAUAUGGUGUCGGGAGGCCUUCAUUCGGAAAUGGAAUGAUAAAGGGCUGAAAUGUAUUAUUUGUCAAUUUAGACUAAUUUGUAAAUGUUACUGCAGUUUAAACAUUGCACAAUUUUGCAAUGAGAAAGUCAUUUUUAAAAGUUUCUUUAGAGUUGCUGUCGCGGUGUGUUUUUAUUGAAGCCUCGGGGAUUUCUAGCUUCCGUCAUUUAACUUUUUUCAUUCUGGUUGUUGUAACUUAGAAACAGAAUCCCUGUGUUUACUGCUCGUGUAAAGUACUUUCAGAUUUUGUUGGCAAUACUCAUUUUGCUUUAUUGAGGCCAGCAGUUUGCAUUUCUGUAACUUGCUUCUGAGCAUCUUCAAUGUAGAAUGUUUUAAUGAUUAAAACAAAUCAACGGCAUUGAGUUAUAUUACUUGCCUACACUGUAUUUAGUUUUAGGCCUAUCGAAGCUAUUCAGGAUGCUGUCUUGUCACGAGUAGGCAAGAGACGAAUGUUAAAUUGCACCGUUAUUUUGCAUAAUUGCAGCGUAUAAUCAAGAGUCCUGAUUUAUAGUAGUAGGUUUUACCCUUUUAAACUGGUACAAAACUGACACCUUUAUUCAAGGCAUCAUGUUUGCAAUAACCACAACACAAGUAGUCAAAAAAGCAAACAAAAAGAAGCAACUCUGAUAAUGAUAAUAAUAUGCACUGUUAUCAGAGUUGCUUCUUUUGUUUGCUUUUUUGACUACUUGUGUUGUGGUUAUUGCAAACAUGAUGCCUUGAAUAAAGGUGUCAGUUUUGUACCAGUUUAAAAGGGUUAAAAACUACUACUAUAUUUUGCCACUGGUAAAAGAGAUCUCAAAGAGUACUGAUUGUUGAGGUUUUCACAUGUGAGUGGCCUCAGUCAUCAGCUACUGGACGUGUGGUUUUACAUAAUAGCCUGAAUACUUCAGUACUAUGCCUGAGGUGAUAUUAUCAAAAUUGUAUGUCAUCUUUUCAACUGAUGCGAUUCUGUUCAUACUAAACAUAUGACGGGGUCAGUGUCCCGACAUUUGUGUUGCCCGACUGCAUUGCUCAGAUCGCGAGACCACUUAACAGGGGCAACCCCGUGAAGGGUGUCGUCUUGCCCCCGCAUAGAGUAUACUGCUGCAAAUUGCACCUUUCCAUACGAAAGAAGAAGACCUGAUGCUGCUUGUGUUGCCAAUGUUGAUGGAUUGCGCACUCACCCGUAGCAGCAACAAGUAAUCAAUUCAUUUCUCGAAACUGAUUCUCCAUACCAUUCGUGCAGCAAAAUAAUUUAAGGGUCAUUGGCCAUGUCCUCAGAACCCUCAUGAAAAAUGGUCUUGAGACUGUGUUUGUUUCUGGGAUAAACAAUUAUUAGUCCUCAUGAGAGCGGUGGUUCAUGAUUGCCUGCUGGUCAGUUUUCUCCUUGUAUGUGUGCAGAGUGCUUUGAUGCAAAUAAUUGCUGCUGAAGUCGCACAGUUCAUUGCGUAUAUUACUGUCCACGUGGGGAUGCUGGGUCGCUAGGUGAGCAGAAAGGACUGGGCUUGUUGAGGCAGACACACAGCCCCCAACAAGAGGCAUGGGAGAAUGAACAUUUGGGUUACAGGGUUUCAGUUUGAACACUUGAAGCUGAGACCCGAAGAGAUUUUUGGUGGUUAUGUUAAAGUUAGACGGACCACUCACUUCUGACCAGCGAUGGGUGCAUUGUGAUUCAUCUGCUCAUUGAAAUUCAGCCGGCUUAGAACUGGGUUGAGUGACCAAAAUGCAGACUUUAGCUAUGAAAAGCAAAUGAUGCAGAGUCAAUGUGAAAAUAAUUCUGUAUCCCUGUACUUUGUAAAGUGGUGUGAUUGUGGAAUAUUUCUCCUUGAUAAGCCUUGAGUAUGCACCAAUAAAGUGUAUCAACAAUGA